CCCGGCGGGGCGGGCGAUGGGGCGGCGGGCGCUGCUGGGGGGCCGGGCUCCGCUCCACCUGCUGCUGCUCUGCCACGCGUGGGCCCUGCCGGGGCCCCCCCGGGACACGCAGCCCCUGCUGCCCGCCCGCCUGCCCGCGCCCCCGGGGCUGCUGGCCCUGCGCCUGGCCGCCUUCGGCCGCGCCUUCGUCCUCCGCCUCCGCCCCGACGCCGCUUUCCUCGCCCCUCGCCUCCUCUUCCAGCGUUUAGGGGGACGGAGGGCACCGGCACGGAGCCCCCUCCGUCGGGAUUGCUUCUACGGGGGAGCGGUGGAGGGCAGCCCCCCGGGCCCCGCCGUGCUCAGCCGCUGUCCCGGAGGCUUCCGAGCCGCUUUCCUGCUGGACGGGGAGGCUUACGAGCUGGAGCCCCUUGGGCAUCAUCCCUCGCCCGGACCGCCCUGGAGACGCCUGCACCGCCUCCAGCGCCGGGCCGCCCCCCCGGGGACCCUCCCCGCUGCCGGGGCCGCUGCCGGGGCCGGUGCCCGGGCCGGGGUCGGGGCCGGGGUCGGGGCCGGUCCCGAGGAGCCGCUGCGCCGGGCCAAGCGCUUCGUGUCCCGGGCGCGGUACGUGGAGACGCUGCUGGUGGCUGAUGCCUCCAUGGUGCGGUUCUACGGGGAGGACGUGGAGAACCACAUCCUGACCCUGAUGUCCAUGGCUGCUCGUAUCUACAAGCAUCCCAGCCUGAAGAACUCCAUCAACCUGGUGGUGGUGAAGGUGCUGGUGGUGGAUGAGGAGGCAGCAGGGCCAGAAGUAUCUGACAAUGGUGGCCUCACCCUGCGCAACUUCUGUAGCUGGCAGCAGAAGUUCAACCCCCUGAGUGACCGGCACCCGGAGCACUACGACACGGCCAUCCUGCUGACCAGACAGGAUUUCUGUGGGCACCAGAGCUGUGACACCCUGGGAGUGGCAGACAUCGGCACCAUGUGCGACCGCAACAAGAGCUGCUCGGUGAUCGAGGACGAGGGUCUGCAGGCAGCCUACACCCUGGCCCAUGAACUGGGCCAUGUCCUCAGCAUGCCCCAUGAUGACUCCAAGACCUGCGAGCGGCUCUUCGGGCCCCUUGGCAAGCACCAUCUGAUGGCCCCUCUGUUCAUCCACUUGAACAAGACCCAGCCCUGGUCUCCUUGCAGCACCAUGUACCUCACUGAGUUCCUGGAUGGUGGGCAUGGGGACUGCUUGCUGGAUGCCCCAGCUGACCCCCUCUCCCUGCCCGCUGAGCUGCCCGGCCAAGGAGCCCUCUACAGCCUGGACCAGCAGUGCCAGCAGAUCUUUGGCAAGGACUUCCAGCACUGCCCCAACACCACGGAGGAGGACAUCUGUGCCCAGCUCUGGUGCAGGAUGGGUGGCAGUGGGGAGCCCCUGUGCCACACCAAGAACGGCAGCUUGCCAUGGGCUGAUGGCACCCCCUGCCAAGCUGGGGGGCUGUGCUGGGACGGCCACUGCCUGCCCAAGGAUGCUCUGAAACCCCAGGUGGCAGUGGAUGGUGGCUGGGGCCCGUGGAGCCCCUGGGGCCCCUGCUCCCGCAGCUGCGGGGGGGGGGUGCAGUUCUCCCACCGGCACUGCGACAGCCCCCAGCCCCGGCACGGCGGCCGCUACUGCGAGGGGCAGCGCGCCAGGUACCAGUCCUGCCACACCCAGGAGUGCCCUCCCGACGGGAAAAGCUUUCGGGAGCAGCAGUGUGAGAAGUACAACAGCUACAACUUUACGGAUCUGGAAGGGAAUCACCUGGAGUGGGUUCCCAAGUACGCGGGAGUCUCACCCCGAGACCGGUGCAAACUCUUUUGCAGAGCCAGAGGGAGGAGUGAAUUUAAAGUCUUCGAGGCCAAAGUGAUCGAUGGGACGCUGUGUGGACCAGAGACCCUCUCCAUCUGUGUCCACGGGCAGUGCAUCAAGGCUGGCUGUGACCACGUCAUUGGGUCCUCCAAGAAGCUGGACAAGUGUGGGGUGUGUGGUGGCAACGGCUCCACUUGCAGGAAAAUAUCUGGCUCCCUCAACAGAUCCAAAUAUGGCUACAAUGACAUUGUCACCAUCCCCGCUGGAGCCACCAACAUCGACAUCAAACAGCGCAGCCACCGCGGGGUCCGGCACGACGGGAAUUACCUGGCCCUGAGGACCCUGGAGGGCAAGUACCUGCUGAAUGGAGACUUUGCCAUCUCAGCCAUGGAGCAGGACAUCCUUGUGAAGGGGACCAUCCUGAAAUACAGCGGCUCCAUGACCACCCUGGAGAGGCUGCAGAGCUUCCGGCGGCUCCCAGAGCCCCUGACGGUCCAGCUGCUGACCAUCGCCAGCGAGAUCUUCCCACCGAAAGUCAAGUACACCUUCUUCAUCCCCAAGGACGUCCCUUUCAACAAGCAGAAAGGCAAGGAGAAGAAAUCAGCCAACGUCAUCCAGCCCAUGUUGACCUCCCAGUGGGUCCUGGGCGACUGGUCCGAGUGCUCCAAGACGUGCGGCUCCGGCUGGCAGAGGAGGACGGUGGAUUGUCGGGACGUGGAGGGUCAAACCUCCUCCACCUGCGACCGAGCCCUCAAACCUGAGGACAUCAAGCCCUGUGGAGAUGUCCCCUGCCCCCUCUGGCGCCUGGGUCCUUGGUCUCCUUGCUCCCAAAGCUGUGGUGAGGGCGUGCGGACGCGCAACGCCUCUUGCAUCGAUUACACCGGGAAAGUCACCGACCCGGAGAAGUGCAGCUCACCAGGGCCACCACCAGCCACUGCCGCCUGUGUCCUGCAGCAGUGCUGAGCCCUGCCAGCCAAGAACCACUCUCCAUCCCCACCCCAUCCACGUCUACCUCAGAGGGGGGAAUAACGGCGGCGUAAACGGGGAGGAAUCUCUUCUUUUCCUUGCUUCCUGCCUCUCUUCCCAGCUCCGGUUGCUCACGAGGCGAGUUGUAAUUUCAAGGGGGGGGGGAAACAACUGUAUCCAUGGGGUGUUUCCAAAGAGCUGCCAUUAAACACAGCUGCAGGCUCUGUUUGCUGGGGAAAAAAAUGUGGAGCUUGGCUUUUGCGGUCAUCAAGUCCCAGGUUGAGGAGGUCCAUGGUGGGUGGGUUUGCUGAUAAAAUUGGGAUCCCCCUGAAAAAGCCUUGGAUCAGGUUGCUGUCCCCUCCCUGCAGCCACGUGGGUGUCCUUGAGUGUGGGGAGUGUUUUACUGGCUCUGGGCUUAGUUUGGGAGUUAAUUUACUCAUUUGGCUGGGAGCAGGAACGAGCUGAGGGCCAGACCCUGACAUGCCUUAGGCAGGGGGACAGGAGAGAUGGCCACGGUGGUUUCUGCUGGAUUCAUAAUCCACAAGGUGACAAGCCUCUGCCUCCAAACACCCCCAGCAUCUGCAGAGAUAUGCCUAGAGCUGCCACCCCGUGCCUCCAUUUCCCCAGCUAUAAAACUGAGGCUUGGUCAUACCUGAUCUGGCUUACUAGCCACCACAAGCAUUCAUUAAUUACCAAUUCUGCAGGGCUUUGACCAUGAAAUGCCCAUUGUGGUGGCCCAUCCCCUCUCUGGAGCAGACACGUGGGUGUCCCAGCCCUUCCUCUCCCCUCCUCAUCUGUCAGUGUCCUGCAUGCUCAUUUUCCAAGCUCUGCUUUAAUUUUGGAGAUCAUUUGACUGGCAGCAGGGAUGAGCCCAGGAUCUGCAGAUGCUGAACCUCUCCCCAGCCCGUUGCAGUGAUGGUGGCUGCUCUUCACCUCUUCUUUCCUGGGGUACAUGAAGAUGCUUGGAUCUGGGGCCAGGAUCCAGCCUCGCUUGAGCAAUCCUGCUGCUGGUGCCUGGGGAUAGGGAGGGAAUUUGGGAAGGUUUUGCCAUGGCUGGACAAGAAACCCAGUAUCCCCAGUCUCCUCUCAAUGUUCCUCACAACCUGCUCAGCUUCCCUUUUGGCAGCAAAACAUGGAAUUUCCAGUGGGAGCCACCUUUAUCCCAUAGGAAGAGAAGGGCUGGAGGAGAAGGACUUGAAUGUACCAUGUCUGAGCUUCCAGUUGUGAAGUGAAUCCCUUUUCUUGUCUCUUUUGCUUGAGCUAAGCUCCCAUGAGACCCUUUUCUUGCUGGCCAGGCAGGUUUGGGAUGGGACUGUGGGAUGAACCUCUCCCCAGAGCCCUGCCAGAAACCCUAGGAUUUAUUUUAAACCCUAAAAUGUCCAGCUUUUAUCUCCUGGAGCUGAUUUCUAUUGAAACUAAGGGGGUCACAGCCAAAGACUGAGAGAACCAAGGGCUCACUUCCCUUUUUGUUUUAGGGAAAAAAGAAAUAAAAUUAAAGCCCAGCUGCAGAGUUUGGAUGUGGAGCUGCUUGGGCUGCUGUUCAGACCCACCUUGGGGCAAUGUUCUGUGUCUGCUAAUUAAUCUCCAGGAAUUUAAGCCCUCACUCUAACAAAUAGCUGGAUGCUACAGUCACGUAGCCUUGCAGGGUUAUAUUUCACACACACACACACACACACACCCCUCUUUGAGUUUGUAAGGAUUUUUACUCAAAGAUCAGCCUGGAUUUCCUCUCCAGCAUCAGAACCAACAUUUAGGAUGGGUCAGAAGUGUCAGCCUGAGAUGGUGCCAAGGAAAACAUCUGUAUUUAUCACACAAGUUGUGCACACCAAGGGUCUCUUUAAGUUGUUCUUUUUAUAUUCACUGUGCUUAGCUGGAGCUUCCCAGAUGCAAAGGCUCCCUUCCCAGAUGCAAAGGCUCCCUUCCCAGAUGCAAAGGCUCCCUUCCCAGAUGCAAAAAUUCCCUGCCAUGGGCAAAUCCUGCUGCUUUUCCAGCAAGGAGAAGGAGAAGGAUCCACCUGGGAGUGGGGGGACUGCAAGCAGUGCUGCUUGGUUGAUGUUUGGGGGUUGGGUGAUGGUAAAAGUGGGGUUCCUGCCCUUGCCUUCCUGUAGGAACAAGUAGCCUUUAUGCUGAUUUAAGUCAAAGAGGUUAUAUAUUAGGAUAUAUAUAUAUAUGUAUAUAUAUGUUUCCCUUCAGUGAAGGAUUGUAGCAAUGUACUGAGCCUCCUGUGUUAGGUAUUUAUUACAAACUUCUGUUGGGUUUUGUACAGUAGCUGUCAGGAAAGGAGAGGGAAGAAAAAAGGAGAAAAACCCACAAAACAAUAAUAAUAAAAGACUGUCUGUGUUAUGCUGCUCCCACAGCCCCACUCUGGAACCUGCAGCAGGGCCAGAGAGGGGAUGUCUCUGCUCAUUGUUUAACCACUUUGGUGUCUGGCUGGUGUGUCUCCCUCCUCCCUGGUGCUCCCAAAUCAGGGUGUGAUUGCCAACCCAGCUCUGCAAUCACCCCCAAUCCAACCCAAAUCAAGCUCUGGAGGGGGAGGGAAAUAUAAUUUUUUCUGGUUUUUAGCCUUUUGUUUGUAUUUGUUUUUAACUUUGAAACCAACCUGUGACUCUGCCUUUACCCCUUCAAUAAAGGAUUUAUUGCCUGGUA
This is a messenger RNA of Apus apus (common swift), 5422 nucleotides long. RefSeq names its product ADAM metallopeptidase with thrombospondin type 1 motif 8 (gene ADAMTS8). Gene Ontology annotation, biological process: extracellular matrix organization; proteolysis. The record is from RefSeq and is a predicted model, not a curated record. Lineage: Eukaryota; Metazoa; Chordata; Aves; Apodiformes; Apodidae. Gene Ontology annotation, molecular function: zinc ion binding; metalloendopeptidase activity.